GACAGGUAAGCUAGCGCAUGCGCAGUCGCCGUGCCUCGAGACUGCAGGCCGCGUGGAGUAGCGGAAGAAGCCAAUUGCCCGUUGCUUUCAGGGCAAAAGUGGGAACAGAGACUGCUUCUGAAGCCAUGAGUACAAAUAACCAGUGGGAUGUGAACAAAGCACUAACUCUUGCUAGUCUUUUCCAUUUUCUUUAUGGUGCAGGAAAUGCUUGUGCAAUCCCAUUUUUAACUCUGUAUUUUCGACAGCUUGGGCUGACUGCUCCACUAGUGGGGAUUAUAAUAGGACUCAAACACUUAAUCACUUCUCUUUGGGCCCCACUAUGUUCCUAUGUAGCAAAAACCCACAAUAAAAGGAAAGUCUUUAUCAGUGGAUCAUUACUUUGCUCAGCUGGAGCAGGUUUGCUACUUACACCUAUCCCACCAGUGAGCAAAGAUGUUAUCUAUAAAUAUUGCAAUAUGAGCCAGCGUCCAGCUAAACAGUUCACUACAACCCAAGUGCCUGAUAUGAAUGUGAACCAUCUGAGUGCAAUGAGUGGUAACCUUUUUCCUGAUAACAAAAUGUGGUCUACAGAAUCACUUGGAAUGAUCUCAAAGGACCAGGAGUCUACUAGGAAACCAACAGUAAUGCAUACCUCAUUCAAAAUAAAAAGUAUAAAAAUCCCUUCUAUAAUGAACAAAGGUGCCAAUGAUAUUGAUAUAAGUCCACAGAAACCCAUAGAUGUUUCUUCUGGUGUGGCAUCUGGUAUUUCUGGGGAAGACAUUGUUGCAGCAGAGCAAAAUCUGGAAAAAACUACUAUGAAUGGGUCUUUGAAAGUACCAGCUGGCAUCAUGAUUAUCAAAGAAAAUACUGGCAAAAAUGGCUCAAGAAGAAAUAGUAACUUCACAUUUUACACAGCCCCAUUACCUGUUUCAGAGAUAUCUUCUGUACUGAAAAAUCUAUCAGAACGCAGGGAAAGAGCGCAAGAUGUAAGCUCUCAAUUACUUCAUGGUACUGACUUCUUGGACAGUGAGCAUCAGGUCUUCCUUAUGGUGUUAGGUGCUGUCGUCUUUUGGGAGCUGCUGGCUGCACCGCUUGAGUGGAUGGUUGAUGACAGUCUCUAUGAAUACCUUGACUUUGUUGAUGCUGCUGACAGAUAUGAGAACCUUUGGAUUUGGAGUUACUUAGGUGCAUCUCUGGGUGUCUGCAGCACAGCAGUAUUUGUGGAUCAACUGAAUUGCUUUCUGAAUACUAAUAUUCCACGUUUUGCAGUGCAUUUUUAUGGCUAUGCCUUGUUCAUGACACUGACAUUACUUGUCAGUGCCUUCUUUCCUAUUUAUGUGUCAAAAAAAAAUGAACAUCUCAAUAAAACAGUCAAAGCUUUGAACCUCAUUGGGAGUGAUGGUCGAACCAUCUUGUCUGCUGUCACCGUCUUCCUCACAGGAGCUAUUGGGUCAACUGUGCAGAAUUUUCUUUUCUGGCAAAUGCAAGAUCAAGGCAGUCAUGAAUUAUACAUGGGCCUCUCAGUGACUAUUGGACUAAUUGCUGAAAUCCUGCUCUACAUCUUCAAAAGCAAACUAUUGAAGGCUAUCUCGGGUGGUGGUAUAGUUGCCUUGGGAUUAAGUUGUCUGGCAGCACAGCUGCUCUACUAUUCUUUCCUCUGGAAUACCUGGGCUGUGCUGCCAAUCCAGAUCCUCUGUGCCUUCAGCAAUGGCGCUCUGUGGUGGGCAGUGAACAUGCUGGCAGACGACAUUGCCACUCCUGGCACAGAAAGGUCUCUGCACUUGGUCCUUCAAGGCCUCUCUUGUGGUUGUGGAGCCAGUCUAGGCAGCUUUGCAGGAGGGUUUGUUGUGAACAGCUUUGGUUUAGCAAUGCUCUACAGAGCAUGUUCCAUUACCUUAAUACUAUGGCUAGUUUUAUUCUUGAUUGUCCAAUCCAAAUUACCACGACAGAAAAGGAUUAAUUAUUCCCGUCUCCUAGCUGCAGAUUCUAGUGAUAUGAGUGAUUCUGAUUAUGAUGAUGAUAAAGAAAGGGACUGGCUUGUAAAAGCUAUGAAAGAUGACAACUUUACUAGAAAUUGGUAAUAAUACUGGAUUUCAUCAGUCACUUCAUCAGAAAGUAGACUUCAGAGAAUUAGGGUGAAGUUUUUUAAAAUAAUCCACAUGGGAUCUGUAAGAAUGCAUUCUACUGGCAGUUGGGUUUUAUGAUGUACAUAUUUGCUCAGGAAAUUAUAAAGAUUUUAUAAAGAUUU
Messenger RNA from Candoia aspera, 2227 nucleotides. It is a transcript of the gene MFSD6L, whose product is annotated as major facilitator superfamily domain containing 6 like. The coding region runs from base 18 to 2060 and encodes 680 amino acids. Lineage: Eukaryota; Metazoa; Chordata; Lepidosauria; Squamata; Candoiidae. The transcript is spliced from 2 exons. Gene Ontology annotation, cellular component: membrane. The record is from RefSeq and is a predicted model, not a curated record.